Osmerus eperlanus (European smelt) is the source of this 2822-nucleotide messenger RNA. RefSeq names its product leiomodin 1b (smooth muscle) (gene lmod1b). Gene Ontology annotation, molecular function: tropomyosin binding; actin binding. The transcript has 4 exons. Gene Ontology annotation, cellular component: striated muscle thin filament; cytoskeleton; myofibril. Bases 418 to 2544 code for a protein of 708 amino acids. The record is from RefSeq and is a predicted model, not a curated record. Gene Ontology annotation, biological process: actin filament organization; muscle contraction; myofibril assembly. Lineage: Eukaryota; Metazoa; Chordata; Actinopteri; Osmeriformes; Osmeridae.
UUGUAAACCUCAGCCCAUCCCAUUGCCUUGAAAGGACUGUGUACACUGGACUAAAUAUGGACAUGCAGUUUCUAAAGAUUUCGAAGAAUGCCCUUGCCUCACAAGACGCCUGGGAUGAGAGGCAGAGACACUCGCUCCCCGCUGGUGCCCCGUACUGCAAGCCAGGCUCCUCUACCAUCUCUGCGUCAGGGCUGAAGCUUCUGGCGGGGUUUCGGAGAGCAUCUUCUGGGAAUAAACCCCCCGAGGGACACGGAAUAAGGUCAAUCUGAGGAGAGGUGGCACUCAGACAAAAAGAGAAGAAGAAAAUAAUAAUAUUUUGAAAAAUAAAUCAUUUGACAAUUACAAAAAACGAAUCUGGGUCUGGUUUUCGAGAGGCUUCACAUGUUCGAGGCGUGAGUGUCUCCGUCAGGAAUCGGGAUGUCUCGGAGGAAGGUGCGUGGGCUGACCCGGACCGGGCGUCAGGUGAGCGAGGACCCCGACCUGGACAACCUGCUGUCCAACCUGUCCCCGGAGGAGAUGGAGGAACUGGAGAAGGAGGUGAUGACCGUCCCGGACAUAGACCCUGGUGAGGGCCGGCUCCUGGUCCUGGGAGCGGAGGCGCAUGAGAAGGCACCUCCAGCCGCCAACAACAUCCAGGAUGCUAGCAGCAGCAGAGAGCGGGAGAUCAAGAGACCGAGCCAGAGAGAAAGUUGUUCUGAGGAACCAAAGAAGGAGAGCCGCAAGCAGGAGUAUCUGAGGAAGAUGGGCCUCAGUCAGGAGGGUCGGGACGGCCCCAUGCAGAGACAGGCCAGCGUCUCCAGCGACCAGGACACCCGGCCGGGGGGAAGAACGAGCGACAGAUCAGACGGUGUUAAGGAGGAGAGGCCCGGGGUCUCCAGCAGCCACAGAAGAUCAGACAUCAGAGUGCCAGCGGAGACGACAGACAAACAGGAGGACGUCAAGAUGAAGGAGAGGAGAGAGAACAGGGAGAGCAUGAACAGUAAGACCAAAGACAUGAUCUCCAAGUUGCAGGGGAAAAACGACGAGGCGAGAGAGAAGGAGAGGAAGGAGGAGAGCAGGAGGAGGGAUGACAGCAAAACCAAGGAGCUCAUCUCCAAACUCCAACAGAGCAAGGAUGGGAAGAAAGACAGAAAAGAAGACCUUAAGACCAAAGGACUUGUGUCCAAGAUGCUGGAAAGACAAAGCCAGGUGGAGGAGUGCAAAGCAGAGAACAAGAAGACGAAGGAGGAGGAGAAGGACCAGACGGACGAACAAUUGCAGAGACAGACGGCUCUCGAGAAAGGUAAGAGCGACGUGCAGGUGGAUAAGAAAUGCAGCAAGGAGAGAGAGAAGGAGGAAGGGGAAAAGGAGAAGGAGAAAGGGAAGGAGGAAGAGAAGGAGGAAGAUAAGGAGAAAGGGAAGGAGAGAGAAAAUGACGAGGAGAGCAAAAAGAAGGUUAAGGAUACUGAACUGAAGCAGGGGAGGAAGAGGGUGCAGGAGAAAGAUCCAGAAGAGAGGAAGACAAACGAGCAGAGCAGAGGAACAGGCCAGAAGGCCGGUCCUGGGUCAGCCAUGGAGGAGGAAGGCCAGAACUGUGUGGAUAACAAGAACUCCAACAGCAAAACCAAAGAAGAAGACGAGGACGAGGAGGACUCCAGCAUGUUCGACGAGCUCAUGGAGCAAGUCCGCAACAACGACCCCUCGGUGUCGGAGAUCAACGUCAACAACUCCGAAGUCAUCAAGACCCAAACGCUCAUCCAGUUCGCGGAGGCCUUGCACGGCAACACCCACAUCAAGGCGUUCGCUUUGGCCAACUGCCGCGCCGACGACCACGUAGCCUACGCCAUCGCGGGCGCCCUGCGCACCAACAAGACCCUUACGAGCAUCAACCUGGACUCCAACCAUCUCACUGGCAAGGGCAUCAUCGCUCUGAUCCACGCCCUGCAGCACAACGAUACGCUGACGGAGCUGCGGUUCCACAACCAGAGGCACAUCUGCGGGGGGAAGACCGAGAUGGAGAUGACAAAGGUGCUGAAGGAAAACACCACCCUGCUGAAGCUGGGCUAUCAGUUUGAGCUGGCCGGCCCUCGCAUGACCAUGACCAACAUCCUGAGCCGGAACAUGGACCGUCAGCGCCAGCGCCGCCUGCAGGAGCAGAAGCUAGCCCAGGCCAACGGGGACAAGAAGGGCACGUUGGAGGUCCCCAAAACAGGUGGAGCAGGCUCUCUCAGGGGCUCCCCCAUGCCCUCCCCCAAACCCUCGCCUCUGGCCUCCCCCAUGCCGUCGCCCAAACUGACCCCCAAGAGGACCAGUAGAGGAAGGGGGCCCCCACCCCCGCCCCCGCCCCCUGGGGGGGGGCCCCCGCCGCCACCCCCACCCCCUGCCCCCCUGCUGGACAUGGAUUCCCUGAAGAACUCCCUGACCCCCGUGUCCCAGAGGAGGGUGGAGGGGAAGGCAGGGGGCGCAGCUGGGGGGAGGAACUCCAGGGACCAGCUGCUAGCCUCCAUCAGGGACAGCACGAAGAUGAAACUCAAAAAGGUCGCUGUGCCGAAGCUACUGCAGUAACCCUCUGGUGGCCCGCGAGGAAGAGGAGGAAGAGGAGGAAGAGGAGGAGGGGGUCGGACAUCUCACAGGUGUUGAGGAGGAUCAAAGCCCUGGACAUCCCACACACACACACACACACAGUCUAACUGUAACUACUGUGCUAGGAGGAGAGGGAGGCUGCAGAGUGAAACGAGAGAUUCCCAGAGGAACCCCUAGCCCCCGGUCUCCUCUCCUCGCCCUCCUCUCCUCUCCCUCUUCUCCUCGCCCUCCUCUCCCUCCUCUACUCGCCCUCCUCGCCC